Messenger RNA from Alosa sapidissima (American shad), 3395 nucleotides. RefSeq names its product casein kinase 1, gamma 2b (gene csnk1g2b). NCBI's taxonomy places the organism in Eukaryota, Metazoa, Chordata, Actinopteri, Clupeiformes, Clupeidae. The transcript has 13 exons. Gene Ontology annotation, biological process: peptidyl-serine phosphorylation; signal transduction; positive regulation of canonical Wnt signaling pathway. Gene Ontology annotation, cellular component: cytoplasm; plasma membrane; nucleus. The record is from RefSeq and is a predicted model, not a curated record. Gene Ontology annotation, molecular function: ATP binding; protein serine/threonine kinase activity. The coding region runs from base 877 to 2223 and encodes 448 amino acids.
AGUGUCGGGUGACGCUGGAUUUUUGCUUACCGACUGGAGAAGCUUAAAGAGACAACAGCAAAACCCAGCGAGGGAGAAGGAUAUGAAAUCGCGUUUAUAUUUAUAAACAAGGGAAUAUGUCGAAGUUUGCAUCCUAAUAUAAUACUACAGUCUGUAUGUUGUUAGUGUUAUCAGAUCAAAUAGCUGGAGCUGCCCAAGCACUCAGGGAAGCAGGGAUGAAUUGUAGCCUGUUUUAGGCAAAGACUAUAUCUACCAGUCAUUCUGUAUAUCCACUGGAACAAGGCCCUUUUGCUCAUAACGUCUCCACUCCCCACUCGAAUCACCGUUCGCUGUUAGGACAUGAAGAAUGUAUCCUGCGUUACCAAAGAAUGACUUGGAAGUAGCAAUGAGGGGCUCAAGAGGAAGUAGCCAGUCGGCGUUGUGGAUCCAUUAGCUGAGAGCUCUGUGCAUGAGCGAGAGUGUGUGUGUGUGUGCGUGCGCACGUGCACCUAUGUGAGUGUGUGUAUGCUUGUGUGAGUGUGCAUGCCAGCACCGCCUGCCAUCUUCAGGCAUCGACAUGCGACUCUGAAACUCGGGUUGGACCCUCCUUCGUCAAAAAAAACCAAGAGUGGAGUCCUCCAUUCAAGACAACAAAGUACGACUCGACACACUCUGGAUUGACGUCAGCUCACAAGAAACAAACCUUUGUACAUACACUUCUUGUGUGUGUGUGUAUAUAUUCAUCUAUUCCUAUAUACAACAAAAAAAAAAUCAACCCCCUUCCCUCUGUUGUUGUGUGGCCUCCCUCCCUUACACUUUCCCUGGUAGUUGUUUCGACGCCUUUCUGAUUUGCAUGGCAGGGGUGUAACCGUGGAGAGGCCAGGGUAUCACAAGCUUAUGGAUUUUGAUAAGAGGGGAGGGAAGGCGGACGCAGAGGAAGGGAAAAGGAUGUCAAAGGCGGCUGGCAGCAGGACUGGACAUGGCGGCCGGAGCACAGGGACCAAUUCGGGGGUUCUCAUGGUUGGCCCCAACUUUCGCGUGGGGAAGAAGAUCGGCUGUGGCAACUUCGGCGAGCUGCGACUGGGGAAGAACCUCUACACCAAUGAAUAUGUGGCCAUCAAAUUGGAACCCAUUAAGUCCAGAGCACCACAGCUUCACUUGGAAUAUAGAUUUUAUAAACAGUUGGGAAAUUCAGAGGGCAUUCCUCAGGUGUACUACUUCGGCCCAUGUGGGAAGUACAACGCCAUGGUGCUGGAGCUGUUAGGGCCCAGCCUGGAGGACCUGUUUGACCUCUGCGACCGCACCUUCUCCCUCAAGACCGUCCUCAUGAUCGCCAUACAGCUGAUAACGCGGAUGGAGUACGUCCACACCAAGAGCCUGAUCUACCGUGACGUCAAGCCCGAGAACUUCCUGGUGGGGCGGCCGGGCAGCAAGCGGCAACACACCAUCCACAUCAUCGACUUCGGGCUGGCCAAAGAAUACAUCGACCCCGAGACCAAAAAACACAUCCCGUACCGGGAGCACAAGAGCCUGACGGGCACGGCGCGAUACAUGAGCAUCAACACCCACCUGGGCAAAGAGCAAAGCAGAAGGGAUGACCUGGAGGCUCUGGGGCACAUGUUCAUGUACUUCCUACGAGGCAGUCUGCCCUGGCAGGGCCUCAAGGCGGACACUCUGAAAGAGCGCUACCAAAAGAUCGGAGACACCAAGCGAGCCACUCCGAUCGAAGUGCUCUGUGAAAGUUUUCCAGAAGAGAUGGCCACCUAUUUGCGCUAUGUGCGGCGGCUCGACUUCUUUGAGAAACCGGACUACGAUUACUUGCGGAAGCUCUUCACUGAUCUGUUUGACAGAAAUGGCUAUGUCUUUGAUUACGAAUAUGACUGGGUCGGCAAGCCACUCCCCACACCCAUCGGCCCCAUCCCGAGUGACACGCCCCAGCCAAGCAGCAGGGACAAAGCACAACAGCAGACCAAAAACCAGUCGCCUGAGCCCAGAGGAAGUGAGUCUCAGCCCACUCCAGUGACCAAUAACGAGACGCUGGGGUCACAUCUCACAGCUGAUAGGCUGGGCGGCUCUGUCCAGGUGAUGAGCUCGACGAACGGAGAGCUGAAUACUGACGACCCGACUGCAGGACACUCCAACGCCCCCAUCACCGCACCCACUGAGGUGGAAGUGGCCGACGAUACAAAGUGCUGUUGUUUCUUCAAAAGGAGAAAGAGGAAAGCGCUCCAGCGACACAAGUGAAAAGAAGGCCUCGUCGGGCGAGAACUUGAAAACAUUCUGGUCACUGUCAAGUUUUAAAUGGAAGCAAAAUACACAGAUCACCCAUUUCUUUUUUCUUUUUUUUCACCCCCUUCUCCCUCUCCAGUACACUCCUUGCUCCUAUACCCCCCAAAACCUCUCCUACCCCUCCUUUUUUUUUUCACUCUUCUCACGUUAUAGCUCCGCACUAUUGGAGCGUGAAGGAAAGUUGUUGUUCGAUGGGCAAACACAACAGACUUUUAUUCCUUUACAAAUGAGAAAAAUAAAGACCGAAACAUAAAUACAUGUGUUUAAAAAAGGGGAGGGGGGUUGAAAUGUGUUAAAAGAAAAGAAUACAAAAAAAUUAACUACAAUACACAACCACCGUGGCGUGAAUAUAAAAAAAGAUACUGUUUGAAACAGUUGUUGUAUUCUAGAUUCCAUGCUGAACAUUUACUGUUGGGCUGUCAUUGAUAUGGAUGAGAACAUGAAAGGAGAGAGAUGUGUGAGAAUUGAAUUACUUGUUAGAAAUAGUCCUUAUUUGUGGGAACCCUGGGAGGCAAGAACGAACUAUUCUAAUGAUAAAGAAUCAAGAAGGCAACAGGAUACUGUUCAUCUCAGCCUCAAUUGGAGAUUUUAAUUUUUUCAGUUUUUUUUUUUAUUUUUAUCUUUUUUCUCUUUUUUUCCCCCCUUUUUUUUUUUUGUAAAUGUAAUCUGAAGUUUGGUUUCAAAUGUCUCCUUUUGGCUGCAAACAAAAAACUUUUACCUUAAUGUUGUAGUGCUCUGGAAUUCAUUUUUUUCAUUUGCUUUCUUUGUUUUGUUAAUUUUUCCAUUCUUUUUUCUGUCAAUGUGGACUUUGUAGCACAGUCACUGGCCUCAGGUACUGUGGAAGAUGGGGAGAGCCUCAGAUAUACAUCUCUCCUCUCGUUGCACUUUUGGGGAAAAAAAGACAAAAUAACAGUGGAAUUCUGGGUUUGAAAUUAACAAACAGGAAACCAACUAAAUAAAGACUGAUUUAGGAAGAUUCCUACACGAGGCUGAUAUCUGUACAAGGGCAGAGAUGUUCAUUUAGAAGGAAACAAAAAAAAUGUCUUUUCAGUUUUAUGUCUCACUUCAGAAUAAUUUACCAGGAAAUCAUAGUUUGUGCCUUUCCAAGUAAAAUGUUUAAAGCUCAA